Globicephala melas (long-finned pilot whale) is the source of this 1290-nucleotide messenger RNA. The record is from RefSeq and is a predicted model, not a curated record. NCBI's taxonomy places the organism in Eukaryota, Metazoa, Chordata, Mammalia, Artiodactyla, Delphinidae.
CUCUGGGAAAUUCAGAAAAAUAUGUAUGACUUUGAGUGUCAGUGGAGAGACGAUGAAAGAAAUUACAAAGGAAUGCCUGUAAUCUGCAACAAAAAUCUCACUGAUGGAAGAGAUCGACAUGGUAGAGGGGGUGCAGGAAUGAAGCCCUGUGGAAAUAGGCUUGGAUUAAACUUCCAGGAUAAACUGCAGAUAUUUCAGACUGAUGGGAUAAUUUCUGAAUGUGAUGUAGUUGAGAGGUCUGUCAACAAUUGUUUCUCAUUUUCACCACUUCAAAGAAUUCCUCCUAGUGUCCAAACCAAUGUUUCUAAUAUAUAUGGGAAUGAUUUUGUGCAUCCUUCAGUGAUGACGCAAAACCUUAAAGCACACAGGGAAAGACCUUGCAAAUGUAAUGAGUGUGGGAAAGCCUUUCUUAAGGGCUCACACCUCAUUAAACAUCAGACCAUCCACACAGGAGAGAGAUUACAUAAAUGUGACAUAUGUGACAAAUUCUUUGGUCGAAGUUCACAGCUUGCAUGUCAUCAUAAAAUUCAUCCUGGAGAGAAAUGUUACAAAUGUAAGGCGUGUGGCAAAACCUUUAACAAUGGCUCCACCCUUGCCAGACAUCAGAUAAUCCACCCAGGAGCAAACUUGCAUAAAUGUGAUGUAUGUGGUAAAAUCUUUGGUCAAAAUUCAUACCUUGUACGUCAUCAGAAUAUUCAUGCUGGAAAGAGAAGUCACCAGUGUAAUGAGUGUGGUAAAACCUUUACUGACAGCUCAAACCUCAGUAGACAUCAGAAAAUUCACACAGGAAAGAAAUUAUAUAAAUGUGAUACAUGUGGCAAAGUUUUUAGCCGAAAUGCACACCUUGCUGGUCAUCGGAGGAUUCAUACUGGAGAGAAACCUUAUAAAUGUAAUGAGUGUGGGAAGCUCUUUAGUCAGAAUUCACAUUUCAUAAGUCAUAAGAGAUUUCAUACUGGAGAGAAACCUUACAAAUGCAGUGAGUGUGGCAAGGCCUUUAGUGAGAAGGCAGUCCUUUUAAGUCAUAAGAGAAUUCAUACUGGUGAGAAACCUUACAAAUGUGAUGAGUGUGGAAAGGUCUUUAGUCAAAAAUCACAUCUUCGACUUCAUUGGAGAAUUCAUACUGGAGAGAAACCUUUCAAAUGUAAUGAGUGUGGCAAGGUCUUCAGUCGAAAUUCACACCUUACAAGUCAUCGGAGAGUACAUAUAGAGAAACCUUUCAAAUGUUUUGAGUGUGGGAAAGCCUUUACUCAGGUCUCAACCCUCGCUACACAUCAGAAAACCCAUACCUGA